AUGAUACUUACAAGGUGGACAGGCAUGAUUAUUGGAGGAAAAAAGACAAAUUAUGAAAACAGAAUAUAUACCCUGAAAAUAGGAUGUGGACCUAAAUACCCAGAAGUUCCUCCAUCAGUUAGAUUUGUAACAAAAAUUAAUAUGAAUGGAAUAAAUAAUUCUAGUGGAAUGGUGGAUUCACGCAGCAUACCAGUGUUAGCAAAAUGGCAGAAUUCAUAUAGCAUUAAAGUUGUAUUUCAAGAGCUAAGAUGUCUAAUGAUGUCCAAAGAAAAUAUGAAGCUUCCACAACCACCAGAAGGACAAACAUAAAACAAUUAGUUUUAGUGGAUCUCAAACUUGUCUUUAAUCAACAACCUUCUAUUCAUAUUAAUGUCUUGAUUAAAUAUCACAAUACAAAAUACCUGCACAUUAAGUAAAAGAAUUCCAGCUGGUAAACAUGACCUGGACAUUUCUAAGAAUAUAUUUAAUAUAUGUACACCCAUUAUGUUUUCAGGUAACAGGAGGAAAAAUGUGGCACAAUUUUUCUUUCUCUUAUUAAGGCACUGUCAUUUAAACAAGAACCUGGAGUACUCCAAAUACAAUUCAGGUUUACAAGAUGAAAGCAUGGCAAAAAUUGCCAGAUGUCAGUGGAAACGUGUGUUUCUGAAAA
Molecule: messenger RNA, 649 nt
Organism: Heterocephalus glaber (naked mole-rat)
Lineage: Eukaryota; Metazoa; Chordata; Mammalia; Rodentia; Bathyergidae
Source: RefSeq, a predicted model, not a curated record